Messenger RNA from Rotaria sordida, 531 nucleotides. The record is from the annotation of a GenBank genome assembly. Lineage: Eukaryota; Metazoa; Rotifera; Eurotatoria; Philodinida; Philodinidae.
AUGAAAAAUUUAGUUAAUGGUCUAGCCGAAUUUCUUUUACAAACAGAUAUUGCUUCUGUUCUAUUCGUAAUGCGUCAUUCGAAUUAUGAUAACUACCAAAUUGUAUUCAAUCAAUUAAAUAAUGAUUAUUAUCGACGUAUUUUGACUGAUCAUCAACGGAUUAAGAUCGAAAAUAGAUUUAUUCAACAAAAAUGGAUUUUACAACAGAAUUCAGUUCAUUUAUUUAUAACUCAUUGUGAUAUGGGUUCAAGUGUAGAAGGACUUUAUUUUCAAAAACCAAUUUUAUGUCUACUAAUACACAUGGAUCAAUUUCUAAAUGCAAUUGCAAUUGAUUAUUCAGGUGUCGGACAAUCAUUAUUUACACCAUCAUCUCUAUUAGAAUCCUUUCUCAAUCCAGUCGAUUUUCAUAAUUAUACAUUUUCAGCUAAUAGUAUGACAACAAAACUGUUGACAAUGUGGAGAAAUAGUACAUAUGAAAAAGCCGUUCGAAUCAUACCACUUGAAAUGAAACAUGCUGGUGGUCUCAAAUGA